Messenger RNA from Manduca sexta (tobacco hornworm), 1693 nucleotides. RefSeq lists its product as uncharacterized. The record is from RefSeq and is a predicted model, not a curated record. The transcript has 2 exons. NCBI's taxonomy places the organism in Eukaryota, Metazoa, Arthropoda, Insecta, Lepidoptera, Sphingidae. The coding region runs from base 743 to 1693 and encodes 316 amino acids.
CUUAUAUACACAUUAUAUAUUAUUAUGAAAUAUCAAUAUAUUAUUAUAUUUAACAUUAUACUAAACAAAUAUACAAAUAAACAUACAUAAACAUAAUAUAUACAUUUCACUGUCUCGAGCGCACCGCGUCAGUACACGAGAGCCUAUCGGUGAGAGUGGACGCGCCUUAGUGUAUAGUGCGUGCCGAGCCUGUGUAACACUACACAAAAGUAAAUAUUACAAGUGGCGACGAGAAAAUAGGUAACGCCCCAUAAAAAAAAAUAACACUAAAAAAAACAAUUUAAUAAAUAUAAAGUAAAGAAAUUAAAAUGACAAGUAUACCAAUACCAGCUUUAGAAAAGUUUGAUCUUGAAGGUGAAAUCACAUCCUUAGCUACCAAGUGGGCUAAAUGGAAGAGAUCUUUCUUAAUAUACCUGGACGCAGCCGAGAUUACAUCGGCAUCAAAAAAAAGGGCUACGCUAUUACACUUUGGAGGAUCGGGAGUACAAGAAAUUUUCUACAAUUUACCAGGAGCCAACAUCGAAUCAUCAGGAACCGUUGAUGUAUUUGAAGUGGCAAUACAGAAACUGGACGAAUACUUUCAACCAAAACAGAGUAAAGUUUAUGAACGACAUGUCUUUCGGUUAUUAAAGCAGGAAGAAGGAGAAAAAUUUGAGAAAUUUUUAGUAAGAUUGCGCCAGCAGGCCGGAAAAUGUGCAUUCGAUAAACAAGACGAUCACAUCAUAGAUCAAAUUACAGAGAAAUGCAUUCAACAAAAUUACGAAAGAAAAUUUUGACUUUAGGAGACGGUGUCACCCUUGACCAAAUCAUAACGGAAGCAAACACUCUUGAAGUGGUGACCCAACAAUUAGAAGACUACAGUAAUAAGAACAAAAAUUUAGAUAUUAAUUUAAUUACUAAAGGAAAUAAACAAUAUAACAGAGGUAAAGACUAUCAAAAUCAGUCGCAUCAUAAAAAAAGAGCACAUUGUGGUAGAUGUGGAAGUAAUGAUCACUUUUCAAGUAAUGUAAAUUGCCCAGCCCAAGGAAAGAAAUGUCAUUCUUGUGGCAAAAUUGGACAUUUUCGCUUAUACUGCAGGUCCCCAAGGAAUACAGAACCGCAGAAAAGGAAAAUCGAUGAAUUUCGAAAAAGAGAAACAAAUCAAAAUAAUCAGAAAAGGACGAAACUGGAUAAAGAAAGAGAUGUAGAUCUAAUAGAAACUGAAGAAAUAGACUAUGUUUUUCAGGUGGAUAAUGAUACCACUAUAAAAUGUACAGUUGGUGGCGUAACAAUUGAUAUGUUAAUUGAUUCCGGAUGUAAAUUGAACCUUAUCACGGAGAAAACAUGGAAGGAAUUAAAAAGCAAACGGGUACAUGUUUGUAAUCAAGUCAAAAGACCUAAGAAGACUUUGUUAGCGUAUGGUAGUAACACUCCAUUGGUCGUAGAAGGUUCAUUCGAAACUACAAUCGAGGUUAAUGGUCGGAAGGAAUUUGCCACUAUAUAUGUAAUUUCAGGAGGUACCAGAGACCUAUUAGGCAAAGACACAGCUGUUUGUUUAGGUGUUUUGAAGCUGGGCAUUGGGAUAAAUCAAAUACAAAUAACCCCAUUUCCAAAAUUCAAAGGCAUAUUACUAGAGAUCCCUAUUGACAAUUCUAUAAAGCCUGUAUCCCAACCGUAUCGCAGAGUACCGAUACCCAUUGGAAGAAAAGGUUGA